Schistosoma spindalis is the source of this 792-nucleotide messenger RNA. The record is from the annotation of a GenBank genome assembly. Lineage: Eukaryota; Metazoa; Platyhelminthes; Trematoda; Strigeidida; Schistosomatidae.
UGUAUACCCUGUGCGCGAAUUACGAUUUAAGCGGUACAUUGCCGGGAUGUCUAUGUCGACGAUACCUCCUCAUCUUCGUACUCGACUUAUUUCACAUGGACAAAAAGUUUGUGAGCUUUACAAAGCAGCGCUGUACGAUCUUAAGGCAAAGCAUCGUGACGUUUUGAAGUGGCGUUAUCAUUCUGUUUUAAUGCGAGCACGUUUUGAAGAAAACAGAAACAUUAAGGAUGGAAUUUUGGCCAGGAAAAUGCUGGAAGAUGGAUGGGCUGAACUAAAACAGAUUGAGGCUCCUUACCCGUACAAAUAUCCUGAUGCACCAGGGGGUGCUGCUUACGGAAGGGAAACUGUUUUUAGUGACUUUAACUAUGACCUUUGGCAUCCAUUAGAAAAGAAGCAGUAUCCUGACUUCUUUGCAAGACGGGAAAAGCGUAAAAAGGAAUUUAUCGAAGCCUGGGUCAAACGUUAUGGUCCUGAAAAUGAGAAAGUGUUUUAGUUGAAUAUGUAAACAAGAGAUUUUCGUAGAUUUACUUUGAAGUGAUUAUAUCAAAUGAAUUUUUUGAAAUCCUCUUAGUACUUUUAGAAUCAAGUUUGUUACCUGAAGUUUUACAUAUUGUUUAUGAGUUAGGAUGGAUGAUUUCUUGUAUUUACCACUUAAGGAUUCGAAAUGUUAUUUAAUAGUGGUAUAAUCCUUUUGCUAAAUGAGAGGUAUUUUUUGAAUGUGUACAAACCAAGGUUGUGAUUAAUAAGUUUGACAAGAUGGUGCUCUUCAUUCAAUCUGUCUAUAGUUUGCCG